This is a messenger RNA of Ricinus communis (castor bean), 1825 nucleotides long. Its product is annotated as PI-PLC X domain-containing protein At5g67130-like. Gene Ontology annotation, biological process: lipid metabolic process. The transcript is spliced from 9 exons. Lineage: Eukaryota; Viridiplantae; Streptophyta; Magnoliopsida; Malpighiales; Euphorbiaceae. The coding region runs from base 399 to 1613 and encodes 404 amino acids. Gene Ontology annotation, molecular function: phosphoric diester hydrolase activity. The record is from RefSeq and is a predicted model, not a curated record.
AUCUCAAACUACAAAAUGUUUGAAUUUACUUAGUACCCUUUGAUGAGGAGAUGAGAUGAUAUAGUUACAGAAUAAAUAGCUUCUCAAGUCUUAUCAUUGGUUCAAAUUUCAAUCAAAUCAAAAUUCUAUUGACUCAUUAAAAACCCUUCUAACAGAAUAUCACAAAAUGAUUAUUUAUUAUUGUAAAACAAAAAACAUUAGUUAGCCUUCAUCAUAUUUAUGCUCCUCAAGCUUUCCAACCACUUCUACCCUCAGCUUCCUCAUAAUCUUUUUCCCUCAAAACUAUUUUUCUUUCUUUCUUUCUUUCUAUUUCUUGUCCCAUUUUCCUUCUUUUGUUACACUAAAACACAAAACUCCAUAACCAACAAAAAUUAGACAUAACACCAAAAAUACCAAGAAUGCAUUUGCAGGGCUCUGUCUUUCUUACUUCUCUCUUAAUUGCAACCUUUCUGUUCAGUUUCUCCACUGCCCUUAAGAAGGGUGAAAUAUGCGUAGCUAAUAGUAACUGUGACUUGGGAUUACACUGUGAAACAUGUCUAGCAAAUGGAAAUAUCCGGCCUAGAUGCACAAGAAUUCAGCCCGUUAACCCAACUUCAAAGGUAAAGGGUUUGCCUUUCAAUCGUUAUACAUGGCUCACAACACAUAAUUCAUUUGCUAGGUUAGGGGUUAGGUCAGCUACUGGGGCUAUACUUGUAACCCCCAUGAAUCAGCAGGACUCCAUUACAGAUCAGCUUAAUAAUGGUGUGAGAGGGUUGAUGUUAGAUAUGUAUGACUUUCUGAAUGACAUCUGGUUGUGCCACUCAUUUGGAGGAAAAUGCUACAACUUUACAGCUUUUCAACCAGCCAUUAAUAUUCUGAAAGAGGUUCAAGUAUUUCUUGAAUCACAUCCAUCAGAGAUCAUUACCAUUAUAAUCGAGGACUAUGUUACAUCACCAAAUGGCCUGACCAAAGUGUUUAAUGCUGCUGGCCUGAGGAAAUAUUGGUUUCCUGUCUCUCGGAUGCCGAAAAACGGUGGAGAUUGGCCAACUGUUGAUGAUAUGGUGCAGAAAAAUCAGCGGUUAGUGGUUUUUACUUCAAAGUCGAGCAAGGAAGCUUCUGAAGGAAUUGCCUACGAAUGGAGAUAUGUAGUAGAAAAUCAAUAUGGAAAUGGUGGAAUGGUAGCCGGUUCAUGUCCGAACCGUGCAGAAUCACCAGCCAUGAACACAACAGCAAGGUCGCUGGUUCUAGUAAAUUACUUCCCUGAUAACCCAGAUGUAACCCAAGCUUGCAAGCAUAACUCUGCACCCCUUAUGAAUAUGGUGAACACCUGUUAUGGAGCAGCAGGUAAACGGUGGCCUAACUUCAUUGCGGUCGACUUUUACAAGAGAAGCGAUGGUGGGGGAGCUCCGGAAGCUGUAGAUGUUGCUAAUGGUCAUCUAGUCUGUGGUUGUGGAAAUAUAGCUUCUUGCAAGCCAAAUAUGAAAUUUGGAGUAUGUGACCUACCUGAGCCUGGUGUGGCAGCAGGCCCUGGUGCCGUAGCACCUGAAUCCAGCUUUGCCUUUGCGAGAGCAAGACCGAUUCAACUCUGGUUGCUGCUUGGGACAAUACUGAUGGCAUUUUUCUUGUCAUUGUGAACACAAAUUCUGUAACUUUUUCUUCUUUUGAUGCACUAACGACUCAAAAAUUAUCUUUUACCUAUUUAUAUAUAUAUAUAUAUGCUCUUCUGACCAAUAGCAACCUAUAUAUUCAGAGUAGCAGUAGCACAGCUCUGGACAGGAUUCAUGUGACUAACAUUGUAAAAAAUAAUUAAUAAAAAGAAUAGUUUUUGCUAUUCUAGCUUUGUUUA